Messenger RNA from Vigna umbellata (rice bean), 1162 nucleotides. Its product is annotated as putative galacturonosyltransferase-like 4. Lineage: Eukaryota; Viridiplantae; Streptophyta; Magnoliopsida; Fabales; Fabaceae. Gene Ontology annotation, cellular component: Golgi apparatus. The record is from RefSeq and is a predicted model, not a curated record. Gene Ontology annotation, molecular function: glycosyltransferase activity.
AAUAUCAUUAAUCUCUCACUCUGGAUUAAUUAGUGGCGUUCUUGAUCCAGAAAAACCACAACAACAACAUACAACCUUCGUUCGACAGGAUGGUCUUUCGGAGCUCCACCUCCCUAAUUGGCCUCCUGUCCCUCCCCAUCCUCCUCCUCCCCCUCUUCCGCCCCGUCUCCGCCAUCCGUCUAGGCCUCAUCCACCGUCACUCGCCGGACCUCCCUCUCUUCCGGGAGGCCCCCGCCUUCCGCAAUGGCCAGGAGUGCGGCUCCACCCCCGACCACGUCAUCAACGUCGCCAUGACCCUCGACGCCAACUACCUCCGCGGCACCAUGGCGGCGGUCCUCUCCAUGCUCCAGCAUUCAACCUGCCCGGAAAAUCUCUCCUUCCACUUCCUCUCCGCGAACGACGACGCUCCCGAACUCUUCUCCAGCAUCAAGUCCACCUUCCCCUAUCUAAACAUGAAGAUAUACCGCUUCGAUAGCAACAGGGUCCGCGGCAAGAUUUCCAAGUCCAUUCGCCAGGCCCUCGACCAGCCCCUGAAUUACGCCAGAAUAUACCUCGCCGACACGAUCCCGGAGGACGUGAAACGCGUGAUAUAUUUAGACUCUGAUCUGGUGGUUGUGGACGACAUAGCCAAGCUCUGGGGCGUGGACAUGGAAGGGAAGGUGGUGGCUGCGCCUGAAUAUUGCCAUGCAAAUUUCACGCUGUAUUUCACGGACACCUUUUGGUCGGACCCCGCUCUGGCGAAGACGUUCAAGGGAAGGAUGCCGUGUUAUUUCAACACGGGGGUGAUGGUGAUGGACGUGGACACGUGGAGGAAGGAGAGAUACACGGAGAAGGUGGAGUCAUGGAUGGCGGUGCAGAAGCAGCAGAAGAGGAUCUACCAUCUGGGGUCUCUUCCGCCGUUUUUGUUGGUUCUGGCGGGGAACAUAAAAGCGGUUGACCAUAGAUGGAACCAGCAUGGUUUGGGUGGAGACAACUUCGAAGGAAAAUGCAGGAGCCUGCACCCUGGUCCCAUUAGUUUGCUCCAUUGGAGUGGGAAGGGCAAACCCUGGUUGAGAUUGGAUUCUAGAAAGCCAUGCAUCGUGGACCAUCUUUGGGCUCCUUACGAUCUCUAUCGCUCUUCUAGACACUAUUUUGAAGAAUAGAAAAUGAAUAUAUGAAUGAA